CAAACCGCAGUCUUGCUUCUCUCGUGUAUGGGUUGUUGUUGGAGUGGUGAAAAUCCAAACAACAGCACACAAGACAGGAGGACAAGAAGCAACGACCCCGGAUUGCACACUCACACACACACAUCAACAUCAACAGAGGACACAACAUGAGUGCCGCCCCCCACUCGCGACUGCAGCUGCACAUCUCGUGCUCCCACUUGAAGCGCGCAGAUGCCUUGUCCAAGUCGGACCCCUUUGUGGUCGUUCUCCUGGCAUCACCCAGCGGCUACGUCGAGAUUGGUCGGACGGAGGUGAUCAAGAACGAUUCAAACCCAAAGUUCGCUGACGAAGUCGACAUCGACUACUACUUUGAAUCUGUGCAGGAUCUCCGCUUCUGCGUGUACGUGACACUCCCGCUCAUGAGCACUCUGCGAGUGCUGAAGAAUACGCGGGGCGGCAAAACCUCUGGCUCGAUCACAGUGAAUGCGGAGGAGGAUCGCCAGGCCAAGGGCGAUGUCUCGUUCAAGGCGCACGGUGUUGGCCUCGACAAGAAAGACUUCUUCGGCAAAUCUGACCCUUUCAUCACCAUCUCCCGCCAGUCGGCGACAGGAUGGGUCCGCGUUCAUACAACAGAGGUUGUGAAGAAGACGCUUGAUCCGACCUGGCGACCCUUCACCAUCACUGUCGGCGAACUCUGCAAUGGCGACUACACGCGUCCCCUCAAGUUUGACGUGUUUGAUUGGGACUCCGAUGGCGGGCACGAUCUGAUUGGAUCUGCAGAGUCGACGCUCAAUGACCUCAUCGCCACCAAGGGCAGCACCCUCGAGCUCAUCAACGCGAAGAAAGCAGCGAAGAAGAAGAAGUACACCAACUCCGGCACUCUCGUCUUCGACAGUGUUGAGAUCGUCCCCACCUUCUCGUUCAUCGACUACCUCCGUGCGGGCUUCAAGAUGAACUUCACGGUUGCUGUGGACAUGACAGCGUCCAACGGGCGACCCGACCUGCCCUCGUCGCUGCAUUACAUGAACCCAAGCCGCCCCAACGCGUACAUGCAGGCAAUCCAAUCUGUCGGCACCAUCAUCAGCGACUACGACGCCGACAAGUACUUUCCUGCGUUUGCGUUUGGCUGUCGCUACCGCGGGCAGGUCUCCAUGGAGCACCCGCUGACGGGCGAUCCAGCAAACCCGUACUGCCAGGGCGUGCAAGGUCUUCUUGCCAUGUACCAGGCCACGCUCCAGAACGUUGAGCUGUAUGGCCCAACAAACAUGGCGCCCAUCAUCAACCACGUCGCUCGGUUUGCGGUCAACCCUGAGGACAAGUCUUACUACGUGCUGCUGAUCAUCACGGACGGUGUCAUCUCAGAUAUGGAUGCGACAACCAAAGCCAUUGUUGAUGCUUCGCACCUGCCCAUGUCCAUCAUCAUCGUUGGGGUUGGAAAUGCAGACUUCUCCGCCAUGAGUUUCCUGGAUGCAGAUGUUCAGCCGCUCUCCUACGGCGGCAGAGACGCCGUGCGCGACAUUGUGCAGUUCGUCCCAUUCAACCAAUACAGCACCCGCCCCGACUCGCAAGCAGCACUUGCCAGCGCCGUGCUUGCAGAGGUUCCAGGACAGUUUGAGUCCUUUAUGCGCGCCAAGGGCAUCACUCCUGCCUAGAUCAAUGGAGAAGGAUGCGUGCGGUGUGUUGUUGUUUCAUUACGUGCGUUCCGUGCGUUGAUUGCGUCACAAUAUGGUCUCGCUUUCGUUGCUUCCUUGCUUGCCGCCGCAUGUGUUUGUUUGUGUGUGUGUUUGUGUGUGUGUGUGUGUUUGUGUGUGUUUGUGUGUGCAUGUGUGUGUGUGUGUGCGUGCGUGCGUGUCUGUGUGUGUAUGGAGCCUUCCAACAAGCAAGCCAACUUCAAUGCAAGUCAACUCAGC
Molecule: messenger RNA, 1889 nt
Organism: Salpingoeca rosetta
Lineage: Eukaryota; Choanoflagellata; Craspedida; Salpingoecidae
Exons: 15
Coding region: 147-1631 (494 amino acids)
Biological process (GO): cellular response to calcium ion
Cellular component (GO): plasma membrane
Molecular function (GO): calcium-dependent phospholipid binding
Source: RefSeq, a predicted model, not a curated record